UUUUAUAAAAAUUAUCUUAGUACGAAAGGAUUAGGUAAUUGGAAUAAUUCUUGCUUUGUAUGUAUAAGUAUAAUCGGUCUGUUGCUUUGGCAGAAUUAUGCAUUGGACUUAGGAUCCAAUAAUGUGGGUGUUAAUCCCACAGGUAAUACUGUGAUAACAUUAAUUAUAGUUAUUAAUUACUUACUGUUGAUUAUUUGUGUUUUAGUAGGAGUUGCGUUUGUUACAUUACUAGAGCGUAAAAUUUUGGGUUAUAUUCAAAUCCGUAAGGGUCCCAACAAGGUGGGAUUUAUAGGGUUGUUACAACCAUUUGCCGAUGCUGUUAAGUUGUUCACUAAAGAACAGACUCUACCGGUUAUAUCAAAUUUUCUCCCUUAUUACUUAUCUCCUGUUUUUAGUCUUUUUGUGUCUUUAAUUGUAUGGCUAGUUAUGCCGUAUGAACUGGGGUUAAUAAAUUUUAGUAUGAGAACUUUGUUUUUUCUAUGUUGUACAAGUCUAGGAGUGUAUACGACUAUAAGAGCAGGGUGAGCUUCAAAUUCUAAAUAUUCCUUAUUAGGAAGCCUGCGAGCGGUAGCCCAGACUAUUUCUUAUGAGGUAAGAUUAGCUUUGAUUCUACUGUCAUUCAUUUUUUUAGUAGGAGGGUUUGAUUUAAGAUUAUUUAGUUUAUAUCAGCGAGAUGUGUGACUAUUAUGGUUUACUUUUCCGCUGGCUUUAAUUUGAUUUGCUUCUUGUUUAGCAGAGACUAACCGGACUCCUUUUGAUUUUGCAGAAGGAGAGUCUGAGUUAGUGUCAGGGUUUAAUACGGAGUACAGAAGAGGGGGAUUUGCCUUGAUCUUUAUAGCAGAGUAUGCAAGAAUUUUAUUUAUAAGAAUGUUAUUUUCUUUAAUUUUUCUAGGGGGGAAUCUGCUGAGACCUCUUUAUUAUGUAAAGCUUGUAAUAGUAGCGUUUGCUUUUGUAUGAGUCCGGGGGACGUUGCCUCGUUUUCGUUACGUUACCGGUAGCAUUAAAUUAUUUGAUUUUUUUAUAGGAGUAAAGUCUAUCUGUUUCGUUUUUAUAUUAUAA
Molecule: messenger RNA, 1059 nt
Organism: Penaeus vannamei (Pacific white shrimp)
Lineage: Eukaryota; Metazoa; Arthropoda; Malacostraca; Decapoda; Penaeidae
Source: RefSeq, a predicted model, not a curated record